Molecule: messenger RNA, 631 nt
Organism: Dreissena polymorpha
Lineage: Eukaryota; Metazoa; Mollusca; Bivalvia; Myida; Dreissenidae
Product: protein lev-9-like
Exons: 4
Coding region: 1-615 (204 amino acids)
Source: RefSeq, a predicted model, not a curated record
AUGGCCUACGACCAGGAGUGUUCGGUGACGGCCGAGUGCGGCACUACGGGGGCCACGUGUCGCAACGACGGACUUGGAUCAUUUAGAUGCCUGUGUACACCGAGUGGGGAAAUAUACGUUCCCUCCAGCGAGACAUGUUUAAAAGAAUGCGGUGACCUAAAGAACCCCACAAACGGCGAGGUGACACUUCCGACGAACACCACAGAGGGCCAGAUGGCUUCCUAUUGGUGUAUGGUGGGAUAUGUACUCUCCGGGCCUAAGUUACGUACGCGUCAGUCAAACGGGAAGUGGAGCGACGCCGAACCAGCAUGCAUCUUUGAUAGCCGCCCAGAUACCACCGUACCGUUCGGUGUUAUGAUAGCAAUUCUAGGUCUGUUUGACCUUGUUGUGGUUGCAGUUUACAUCAAACACAGAUGCCGAGGACAGUGUAUGCAUCGGAUUUAUACAAAUAGACCUACACAGCAUUCCAAUUUCGACUCUGAAUUGUCCGUAACCAAUUCAAUGCAAUACUCUGCGAAACAUCGAGAAGCCGAGAAAGCUAAACGGGGCUCUGUGCGAAGUCCUCGAACGGGCUCUGCAAAAUCCAUCCAUUUAUCAAAUUAUAUUGGAAAUUGAUUACUGCCACUUGUUA